This is a messenger RNA of Pseudogymnoascus verrucosus, 594 nucleotides long. RefSeq lists its product as uncharacterized. The record is from RefSeq and is a predicted model, not a curated record. Bases 1 to 594 code for a protein of 197 amino acids. NCBI's taxonomy places the organism in Eukaryota, Fungi, Ascomycota, Leotiomycetes, Thelebolales, Thelebolaceae. The transcript has a single exon.
AUGUCUCAGACUCCACCACACCUCUACAGCUUCACCAUCCAACCACCGCCCACUACGCCUCCAUCUAUCCCCCUCGUCCCGCCACCUACCUUCAUCCUCCGCGAGACCCCCACCCCCGAUCCCUCCCUGACUGCGAAUAACCUCAUGGCCGUCGCGUCGCUCGUCCCCGCAAGCAUUGAGUCCGCUAUCGCGGAUAUAUCGGGAGUAAGCGGCGAUGACCUCACUGGCACCCUCGCGGUCCCUGCCACGACCCUCAGUGACGGCUCGGGAGUGGGUUUCGUGUUUCGCAAUCUGAGGAUCGAGAGGGUUGGGAAUUGGAGGAUUCGAGUUAUUGUGCUGAGGAUGAGCGAAGGUGGAGCCAAUGCUGGUGGCAUGCAGAAUGGGAUUGGAAGGGUGGAAGCGAACGCUGAGGGGGCGAUUGUUGGAGUAGAGCUUGUGAGCAGGGUCGUGAGUGUUUCGGAGGAGGCUGAGGCAAAUGAAGAUAUAAGUGAGUAUUUUCCUAUUUUCUUAGAGUGGUUUUUCCUCCGGACAUUCCUUAUUGGUUACGCAAGAGAAGUCGGAGCUAGGCCCAUGUUCCUCGAUACAAUGGACUAA